AUGUGGGAAUCCUCGUCUCCCGCCAAAGGCAUCCCCUACCAAGAUUUUUCUGUUCGAUGGGAUGGCUAUGUCAUGGCACCCACAACUGGAAGAUUUGAAUUCGUUACACAUGCAGAUUGCGGAGUUAGGGUAUUCCUCGAUGGAUCACCGAUAAUCGUUGACCGGAUGCCGACUCCCUCUGAAGGAUCCGCUUUUUCGGACAGUCCGAUCCGAAUCCUCGAGCCAACAGAAGAUACGGGACUCCGAAAGACAUAUUCAGCUCGUCAGGUGAAGUGUUGUAUAAACAGACAGACAAAUCUAGUUAACACAACUUAUCCCACUGACACUCAGGCAAAAGUCUCCUUAGGGUGGAGAUCAAGCUCAACGCCGGAGCAAAUAAUCCAGGACAAAUAUCUUUUCAAAGGCACCUCCUCUCCUGCACUACGCAUCAGCGGCCUCCCUGGAGAGACAUUUGACGUAAACACUACUGCUUGUUUCAGGUCUCUGUUAGAAAAUGGAGUUCUAGCAUUCACCGAUUCUACGGAGUAUGUGGUUGCGGAUGUUCCAUCAAAAUACGAAGGAUCCCAACUGAUCCGCGCACGGACAAAUCCAAACACGAGCAAACUGCGUCUUGAAAUUUCCGCCGAUGCGUAUAUCUAUGUAGCUCUCCCUCAUGGAGGGGUCCGACCUGUUCAGAACUCCGCUCAGCAUCUUCAGCCGUUGCGCUUCGAGGACAGCGGAGACAGUUUGUCCGUAUACCUUGUUGAAAGAGACGCGGUAAACACAUGGUCUUCCGGCUCAUGUCAAUCACUUGCCAGCACCACUGACUGCAGGAGAAAGCGAGUCAACAAGUCCCUUUUGACAUAUACGGGGGGCGAGUUCUCGCCGGCGUUACUGGGUUUUCUCUUCCAGUUGUCCCAGGUUGUUUCGCUAACCGGUUCUGACCUGUUUAGUUCAUGCACUUCUUCGUCGUACGCUUCAGGUAGGCUCAGCAAAUCUGGCGCGCGUAAGAGCAUGGUGAGAGAAUCCGUCCCUAGCUGCCUACAGUUAACCUCAUCGGGCAAUGGAAUUGGACAGUUCAUAAUUGUUUAUUUCACGAAGCCGGUAGGGCUGGCUGCGUUUCAAUUCAAACCCCUGGAUGACCCGGCAUCGUGGCCAACUGAAAUCUCACUUGAAUUCCCGGGUAGGUUCAUGAAUCUUCGCGACAAUUUUGCAGAAUCUGACCCAGCAAUAUCAGGCUCUCGCGACAUACAACGAAUCGCGGUGCAACCUGGCGAUCACACGUACCAACUCAGCCCUCAUGUGACGACGGCAGUUAAGGCUACGAUCACAGGUUGGUGUGCCACAGGCAUGAUGUCAGGAAUAACUUAUUCCGCGACAACGGCUCAGCUAUGCGGGAUCCCCUCGUCCCUGUCGCAACUGGGGGAUCUUUUGCUUUUAUUGGCUCUCCCUGUAUCCAGGCUAGUAAAGCAGUCUAUUUCCAUCGCGUUCGGUGGCGGGGCUGCUGGCUUUGUUCCUACUGGUUAUAGCUUAGACGACGGAUCCCCCAAAACUGCUCACGGGAGCUUUUUCUACGGUUGGGAUCACGAGACCGUACCUGUCAAUCCGAAGCUGUGUCGUCACGAGUCGUCCAUGGCCGGCGGUGUGACCUUCCCGGAGCCGAAAUGCUCGGAGAUGGACAAGUGCAACAGCCUAGUCGACUGUAACUACCCCAAUUCGUGGUCUAUCGACAUGCCCUCUUACGGUAGUUAUCGGGUGACGGUGGAAGUGGGGUCGCCCUGUGGCGAUGCCCACGCGAAUGACCUUUUUAUCAAUGGAGUUCCGUUCAUUGUGAACGAGAUACUUCAUGCAGGCCAGUACAGCACGGUGAGUGUCAGCUGUCGUAAGACCAAACAAAGAUAUAACAUUGUGGGCGAUUCGUUUAGACAACUGGUCAGGUCUCUCUCACCACUUCUGCCACUAUCACCCUCACGUCUAACACUCGGACUACGCUGCAAUCUAUUAAAAUCGAGAAGAUGGAAGACACAUCAUUGUCGUUUGUUAUUUGAAUCAGGUGCAUCAAUUGUGAUGGUGAGUGCGCUUCGUCACGGGAAUCUCGGGGACGCGUAUAACGCACAAGCUUCUGCAUGCAACAAGACGAGCCCGCCUCGACCAAAGCACCUGAGACACUUUUGUGUACGAAUGCCCGGAUAUUUUCAGAAAAGUACUGCUGUGUGA
Messenger RNA from Neospora caninum, 2196 nucleotides. RefSeq lists its product as hypothetical. The transcript is spliced from 9 exons. The record is from RefSeq and is a predicted model, not a curated record. NCBI's taxonomy places the organism in Eukaryota, Apicomplexa, Conoidasida, Eucoccidiorida, Sarcocystidae. Bases 1 to 2196 code for a protein of 731 amino acids.